UGACCCGGAUGUUGUCCCGCCCCCGCCCCCUCAAUAAAACAAAAAAAAAUACACGCGAACAUUUUUCCGUCGUGUUGCUUCUGUAAUGGAUAAACUGAGUAAAUCAAGUUCGCAGGAUUUGUUGUCAUGCGGUAGCGGUGGAGGUCUCGUUGAGAAGCUGCUGCUGAAACCACCAGAUGGGCUGAAGACAGAAAGAGUUCCACGCAGCAGCGUGAUGGAACGGCUACAGAGUUUCCUCCCGCAGAUCGCGGAAGCCAAUCAGAAGCUGAAGCAGCAGAUCGAAGAAACGUCCGCAACACAUUUCGACAUCGAGGACGUGGAGGCGGCAGAGAAAGUUAUCGAGAUGGACGUUGCGCUGGUAGAGCUCAGCGGAUCUGAUAGCGAGUCGGAGGAGGACAAGGAGAGUUCUUCUGACUCUGAGGAAGAGGAAUCGAACAUGGUUUUAACCGAACGGAAUCUCAAACUACCGGGACACAAAGGCAAGAAGGAGAGCAUCAAGAUCCAGGUUGUGGAGCAGCCGGAGAAAUAGCUAUGUCGUCCACAUGGGAGAUUUAAGACUUUGUAUUGACAAGACCGCACUGUCUCGAGUGAUUAAAAGGACAUAAAAGCUCCUUGACUGAA
Molecule: messenger RNA, 621 nt
Organism: Hippocampus zosterae (dwarf seahorse)
Lineage: Eukaryota; Metazoa; Chordata; Actinopteri; Syngnathiformes; Syngnathidae
Gene: nopchap1
Product: NOP protein chaperone 1
Exons: 4
Coding region: 86-529 (147 amino acids)
Biological process (GO): box C/D snoRNP assembly
Molecular function (GO): box C/D methylation guide snoRNP complex binding
Source: RefSeq, a predicted model, not a curated record